Molecule: messenger RNA, 3833 nt
Organism: Xyrauchen texanus (razorback sucker)
Lineage: Eukaryota; Metazoa; Chordata; Actinopteri; Cypriniformes; Catostomidae
Product: polyhomeotic-like protein 3
Exons: 14
Coding region: 162-2987 (941 amino acids)
Cellular component (GO): PRC1 complex
Molecular function (GO): protein binding
Source: RefSeq, a predicted model, not a curated record
GUAACAUUCACAGCCCUGAUGAAUUGCUAUCGUCUCUACUUUUACCUUUGACGCAUUAGGACAUGACGGGAUUGUAGCAGUCGCUGAAAACGGUCACUGUGUGAUGGGAGAACUCCCCCGUUGACUUCGGACAGCUUCUUGUGUUCAAAUUCUGUGGAACAAUGGACAAGGAGCCCCAAACUAAAGCAGAACCUGCAAAGAGCACAGUCAACACCACGGCCACCACCACAGCGGUGAACCCUUCCCAUCAGGCCAAUGGGACCCCCAAACCCCCCCCUGCACUAACAACUGUCACUACCUUCCAUAGUCAGCCCAGCCCCACCGACAGAAAAGUAGUUCAGAUCAAUCUGUCUGGUGACCGACUGGCUCCUUCCUUCUCACCAAGUGAGCGAGUCAGCCAUGCUUCAUCUUCACAGCAGACCUCAAAAACGAUUUCUCUCCCUAACACUCCCAGAUCAACACCCCUUGUCAGAGGAAAUCAGAAUCAGUGCACUGCUGCGGCCCCCCGCAAGAUCUCUCCUCAAGCGCUGCUUCUGGGGAAGAGCCCAUGUACGAGCCAGGCCCAGAUGCUCCUGAGGGCCCAGAUGUUGAUUUUAACGUCUGCUGUGCGGCCUGAUGUGCCUGCCCUCACCUCUUCCUCUUCCUACUCUUCUUCCUCCUCCACCCCUUCCUCUUCCUCACCUCGAUUUACCUCCGCGCAGCUCCAGAGCCUGACUCUUCGUCAACCACCACCUGGCACACUCACCAUCCCUCCAAACCUACCACUUAAGCCCACAACCUCAAGCCAACCCCCUCCGCUUUCAUGCCCAAGAUUACAAACUUUCCAUCUGAGGCCCAGCCAGCCAGCGAACAUUCCAGGGAAGGAGGGACAGACUAAAACUGAAGGUUCAACUUCUCAAACAGCUCCACCGAAAGCACCACCUGUGCGCCAUCUUACGGUUCCACCACCAUCCCUGUAUGCGCCUGCACAGGCCCAUGCCUUAGCCAAACAGAAACUAAACAGCAGCAGCUUGAAGAGGCCUCAUAGCCAGAUCAGCAUCCCCCAGCACCCCUUCAAUCAGAGGCAUACACCCCCCAACUCUCCCUCCGCCACACCAAAGAAGCCUCUUCCAGAGUUAAGUCGCUGCCCGUCCACCCAGCCAUCCCAGAGUGUGUCAGCCAGCUCUUCUGUGCCCAUCACAGUUCCUUCACCUGUAAGAUCUCACCUUACACCCCGUACCCUAACCCUACCCUUGAGGUCCUCCACGGCGGGUGGGUCCUUACUGGCUACAAAACAGCUGCUGAGGAUCGCUCUGUCCUCUUCGUCUGCCCAGUGCACCAAUGGCCAAUCAAAGACAGCCACUGUGUCCCCACCCGACGAUCACAUUCAAUCAAAGCCUCUUGUUUCACCUGUGCUUGCUAAACCAGAGUGCACCACCCAGCCACUGCGGACUCCAAACCAAUGCCCACAGCUGGUGCAGCUGUCACCCUCCAGGCAAACUACAGUUGCCACACCUUUGGCCACCACCCCUCCACUGGCGUCUCCACAGAGGGCGUCUCCUCCAUCACCAGUGCUGCCCCUGAUGUCCACCAGCAGCAUUCUUGCACCGCCACAGUCACCCCUGACCUCACAGAAUCCCAUACAAACGGCCGAGACAUCAGAAGACCUGAAAGACAGAAAAGAAGAGCGUAAGGAGAGAGAUGGAGUUGAGCAGACUCCUCAAGAUCUCAAAUGUCCAGCACUCCUGAGGAAAAGUCCAGGACAAAACCAAAUCACCCAGUCAAGUGAAGCUUCAGAGAAGACCACGGUCUUUAAUAAAAUGACAGUCUGCACGGAGGAUUCGAGGACUGAUGGACAGAUGAAGAUGUCACAAAAGAAUGAGUCACACUUGCCCUCAGUCCCACCAUGGCAAGCUGAGAAAGACGACCAAUGUGAGGAAACAUCCACCCAGUCGGACAAUCACUCAGCCAUCUCCAGCCUCUCCUCUGACAUGUCACCCAUCCAGUCUUCCCUGACUCAACCUUUAGACAUGUCCCCUGUGGACAGCUGCACUCCCCCAAAGUUUCACCCCAUGCUGGAGAGACCACUAGUUCAGCCUCCUACGUUCAGCCAAAUGAAGCCCACAGAGGUCGAGCAGCCAUCAGGAGCAGCCAAAUCUUUGGUCCUAACACACCUGGUAGAAGGAUUUAUCAUACAGGAAGGACUGGAGCCAUUCCCGGUGAACAGGUCAUCUCUAAUGGUAGGUCCUGUCAGGGAGUCUGGGAUAAAUGGGGUGAAGGAACCAGGACUAAUCCCUUCCAGCUCAGAUCCUCCAGAGGAGUCCACAGACUCAGAAGAUGAGGUCACAAAUAAUGGUGUUGGAGGGGUCCACAAACUUGUUCUGCAGUGCCAGUUUUGCAAGAGGAAAGGCACCGCCCAAACGUUUGCACGCUCCAAACGCUUCUGCUCCAAAUCCUGUGCCAAGAGAUUCAGUUACACCAAACGUUUCCGUGCGCUCAGGCGCUGUAUAAGCGAAGGUGGCCAUCGAUCUGAGCUCAAUGGCGCUGAGGACAACAGCGAGGAAAACUUCAAGCAGGCAAGACAUGGGAUCACGGAGCAAUGGAGAAUCCUUCAGCAACCUCCACAGGAAGGUGAAGAUGAGACAGCCAUUCCGAUGAAGACCAGGCUCCGCAGGCACACAGAACAAGAGCGAGUGAGGGACGUGAGAACAAGGCAGCCGAUGGAAGAGACUAGAAGUGCUCCCACCUCACCUGUAGACCCUGUAUCCCCCAUUGAUGUCUCUUCCUGCCCCAAACCAGCUCAAUGGUCUGUGGAUCAAGUGUCAAGCUUUAUAUCCAACUUACCAGGGUGUCAAGACAUUGCAGAAUCCUUCAGAGCCCAAGAGAUUGACGGGCAGGCCUUGCUUCUCUUGACCGAAGACCAUUUGAUGAGCGCCAUGAAUGUCAAACUCGGCCCCGCUCUGAAAAUAUGUGCCCGCAUCAACUCUCUGAAAGAAGGUGGAAGAUAAAGAGAAUGAAAAAGAGACAAAAAAAAUAGAAGGUAUACCCUUGUGGACCAUAAGAGCACUUGCCAAUAGAAUAGAGCCAAUUUGUGCACUUUAAUCUUUAGAGAUUUAUGCGAUAAAUUCAUUGUUUUGAGAAAGCUUACAUGUAUUUGCUUGAACUAAACUAGCAAAACUUUACAGUACUUGUAAACUCUGUCUGAAAGCAUGGUAGCAAUAUAAUGGUCUCAGUCUGUGAGCAUUUUACGAGAUGUAUAUUUAAUCGCAGUAGGAGGGAACUGUUAGUGUCUCCUUUUUUUGUAUGGUAAUCAUGAUCAGGGUCAAUGAUUUUAUAUUUUUGACAAAGGCACAAAGGAGAUCGCUUCCUGUGUCCAUGUGGAGAGGUUUGACAAGAACGGAAGUGCUGUUAUUGUGUGCAUGUCCCAUUGUAUAUAUUUUCCUAUUGUAUUCCAUAUGUAUACAUGUAUAACAAUGCAGUGUUCUGUGUGUAUAAAUGAAACAAAUGUUUUGUGAAGGAUUUGUAAUAUUUAAUAUAUUUGUCUUCUAGGGCUCUAGAAAGUACAAAUGCGAAUCAUUUCAAGUUUUUAAACAUUUUUAAAUGACGUUUGAGAUACUGACAUUUCCGCAGUGGUACUGUGUAAAACUGUCAAAGAAUAAGAUGAGAAGGUACCCGAUUUUAAUCAAGGCAGUGAAAAGGUGCCUUUUUUCUGAGACCUUAUGAAACUACUGUAGACAUUUUGCAGAAGCAAACUAUGUACUAGAUAGUGUCAUCAUAAAAGUGUUGUUUCUCAUUGUUACAUUACUUUUCUUGUGCCACUUUUGAUUAUUUAAUUAAAACAACUACAUUUUGUU